This is a messenger RNA of Cantharellus anzutake, 837 nucleotides long. Its product is annotated as kinase-like domain-containing protein. Bases 1 to 837 code for a protein of 278 amino acids. The record is from RefSeq and is a predicted model, not a curated record. The transcript is spliced from 6 exons. NCBI's taxonomy places the organism in Eukaryota, Fungi, Basidiomycota, Agaricomycetes, Cantharellales, Hydnaceae. Gene Ontology annotation, molecular function: ATP binding; protein kinase activity. Gene Ontology annotation, biological process: protein phosphorylation.
AUGUCCUUCAUCCAAGAGCUACUCCGGGCUGUCGAGACGAGGCUAUUGGCAGUUGACUCCAGGAUACUUAACAGAGCAGUACUUACAAGGGCGAGGUGGAAGGAAUGGAUUCCUUUUGGGCGAUUUCACGAAGGAUACUACCGCGGGAGUCACGUCUGGAUAAAGGCCUUCACAAACAUCGCACCUGAUACUUCACAUACAUUUGGGGAGCGACUGGCUAGCGAUGUGAUGGAGUGGUCCCAGUUGAAACAUCCACACGUAGUCCGGCUCCACGGAUGGAUUUCAUACGUGAGUAAGGAAAAUCCAUGUCCGGGCUUGGUGCCAAGCUGGUCCGACGGAGGAAAUAUCAGAUCUUUUCUGGGGGGUACUCACGACUUCCCUAGUCGCUGGGCCUUGAUUCGUGGAAUUGCCGAUGGCCUGCACCAUCUACAUUUGCAGGAGAUAGUACAUGGUGAUAUCCAGCCCGAAAAUAUUGUCCUGAGUCGUGAUGGAAAACCACAGUUAUGUGAUUUCGGGCUUUUGUGCAUUAUUUCGGAGACAUCAACACCAAUCGUCAACCCAAACUCGUGGCGAUACUCAGCACCUGAGCUCCGCACAACUCCGGACUUCUUUCGAAACAGGGAGAGUGAUGUCUGGGCAUUUGGAUGCACAGCCAUGGAGAUACUUCUCAAUACGCCACCGUAUUCUGGUGUUGAAGGGACUGAGCUUUUCUUGCCUACAGGACCACCAUUUGCCGAUCCCACUGACGGAGAGAUUCUCAUGCCGUGCCUCGAGACUCUCCCUCACGCUCGAACCGAUAUGGAGACGGUUAUCCAAUCGCUCGGUCGUACUCCAUGA